UAUGUGAAUUUUUGGUGCUCCCUCCAGGUGAGCCUUCCCAGACUUUCCCUUUUCCAGGAACUCCCCUUCCUGUUCAUGUCUAGCUAUCUAUCUACUCUAACAGAGCCCACUAUCCUGUGUCUUUCCCAAAAACAAUGAGGGAAUGAUUAAUUGGAAACCAUAGGAAAUGAUAUGCAUGUAGAUGGAAACUUUACAACUUACACAAAUAAUCACUCAAAAUCAUCCUUACAAUGCAAUGUCUAAAAGAAACUAUAGAAGAAAAGCUAUGUGCCUUUGGGUUUGGUAAUGAAUUUUAACAAAUGACACAAAAGGUUGGUAUACACAGAACAAAUGACAAUGUGGAUUUCUUAAUAUUUAAAGUUUAUACUCUGGAAAAGACCUUGUUAAGAGAACAAAAAGACAAGCCACAUAUUGAAGAAAAUAUUUGCAAAAUACACAUCUGAGAAAGAAUUUGUCUUCCAAAUACAUAAAAAUUCUUAAAACUAAACAAUAAGUUAAACAGCCCAACUAAAAAUACACACACACCUGAACAGACACCUCACCAAAGAAGAUCUCCAGAUGACAAGUAAACAUACAAAAAGAUGCUCAACAUACUAGAGAAUUGAAAGCCACAAUGAGAUAGCACAGCUGGUCUAUAUCUGGUAGAAUUGCUAAACUCUUAAAAAUGACAAAUUCCUGGAGGAAAAACAAGAACUCUUUUCAUUGCCAGUGGAACACAGCGUAUAAGACCAAAAUAUGCCACCCCAAAACCUAACCCUAACCCUAACCCCUAACCCUUACCGGUGACCCUACUGUAUCCCUAACUCCUAACCAACGUUGAUUCCUAACCCUAAACCCCUUACUGUAACCAUAAACCUCAUCCCAACCCUAUCCCUAGCCUUAGUGCCAUCCCCCAGGCUUUUUCCAGGAUGAAAUUUUAUGUGAUUGUUUGGAAUAGGUGGAAAUUUCUCCUCAUUUAGGAGUCCUUCAAUGUAACAAGGAUCUUGGUCUUCACAGAGACCCUAAACGCAUGUGGCCCAGGGUCAUAUGGAUGCCAUCAGCCAGCAGGUGGCAGCAGGGGCCCUUUGGAUUUGAACCGUGCAGCUCAGUCAGAGGGCUGGACUGGGACACCCCUACUCAUGGUCUCUCUUGGCAGGGUUUUGUUUGGUGACUCCAGGUGUCCCAACCUCCUGUGUCCAUUGUAAUAUGUCCUGGGACCAUCUCCCCCAGGGCCUUCGACCUCUCCUUGCUGUCCUGGCUACUGAUGGAAGAUGUACCUCCAGCCUGUCCCAUUCCUCACUUCCUGCUGAGACCUGGCCCCAGCAUGGCCAGCUCUAUGUUCCUCAGACCCUCUCAGGCCACCUUCUCUCUUCUAGGCACUGCCACUGGGCUCCUCCCCACCCCAUAGAUCCACAGCCCCCAGGUAGUCCUACAGCUGUGUCCACUCUUGCAGCCUGCACCCCCUUCCCCUAGUAGGCAACCCCAUCUGAGUAGUGAGGGGCCCCUGCCUGAUUGGAGACCCCCAGAUGCAGACCAAGAUCACACAGCACACUGAUAAGAGGAGGGAUUCCCACCUUAAAAGAAAGGCAUGGGGCCAACCCCAGAUCCCGCCACCCUCAGCCUCAAGAGCAGGCAUGACUAGAGGCCCUUGGUGGCCAGGACCCACUGCCUUCUUCACCGACCAGUUGGCAUGGCCUCUCACCAGUGUUCCCUCCUAACACACCUGUUCUCUCUCUUACACACCCUAAAACCGCUUGCCAACCACCUGUCACACAGCCACUCCAUGCCUGUUGCUGCUUGGCACCCACUGGGGGCCAGGGAUGUGAACAAACCUCAUCUGAGCUUGUUGCCAGGUCCUAAUGGGCAGGUCCGGUCCGCCCUCUGGGAGAGGUGCUGUCCGGUGAAGUAUAAAAUCCCGGGAUUCUGGCUGGAGGCAGCUCCUGAGACUGCCAGCAUGAAGGGGAGCCGUGCCCUCCUGCGGGUGGCCCUCACCCUGUUCUGCAUCUGCCGAAUGGCCACAGGGGAGGACAACGAUGAGUUUUUCAUGGACUUCCUGCAAACACUACUGGUGGGGACCCCAGAGGAGCUCUAUGAGGGGACCUUGGGCAAGUACAAUGUCAACGAAGAUGCCAAGGCAGCAAUGACUGAACUCAAGUCCUGCAUAGACGGCCUGCAGCCAAUGCACAAGGCGGAGCUGGUCAAGUUGCUGGUGCAAGUGCUGGGCAGUCAGGACGGUGCCUAAGUGGACCUCAGACAUGGCUCAGCCAUAGGACCUGCCACACAAGCAGCCACGGACACAACGCCCACUACCACCUCCCACAUGGAAAUUUAUCCUCAAACCGUUUAAUCAAUAAAGCCUUCUGCA
This is a messenger RNA of Pongo pygmaeus (Bornean orangutan), 2344 nucleotides long. It is a transcript of the gene SCGB1C1, whose product is annotated as secretoglobin family 1C member 1. Bases 1670 to 2221 code for a protein of 183 amino acids. Lineage: Eukaryota; Metazoa; Chordata; Mammalia; Primates; Hominidae. The record is from RefSeq and is a predicted model, not a curated record. The transcript has 3 exons.